GUAAAUUUUCAUGAAUAUCUCAGGUGAACAAGUCGUUCCGAAGCGAACGAUUCAGAGAGGAUGAUGUGUUGGUUUUUCUUCUACUGUGCCACUUUUUAUAGGUUUAUUAUUUCAAAGAACUGGGGAAAUCAGUAUGGAAGUUUGCAUCAAGAAGACCAAGCGAAUAGAAUAAACCAAAAAGGUGUGUGGGGGCUGUUUGUUUGUACAAGGAAGCUUACUCACCUUUGCCGACAAAUUGGACCAGUUCUUCAAGUACACAAAGUUGCACAAUGCCCUCUGCCACCAAUUCAUCUGACUUUGCUGCCUGUGAUGCUGCUGCUGCUGCCCUUCAGCCUUCCGAGACUGUUGGUACUAAUGACUUUCUGAUGCCCUGUUUUCACCUCUUAAACAUUUGAUUUUCUUGAACAGUUUGACCUUUCUUUCAAAAACUAAUCAAUAAAUGUAGAUUGCUUCUGUAUGACAUAGAACGCCAUGAAAAAAUCCAAGGUAAUUUUUUUUUUUUAGUUCGCUGAAAAAAUACUGUUCAUUUAUUUACGAUUAUAUUUUAUUGGCAUCACAGUCAGAAAGUUAUAAGUUGGGGGCAUCAGAAACAUGUGUUUUGUCUGAUGCAUCUUCACCAAAAAUCACGGUUCACUUGUCAAAACAUGUUUUUGAUGCCUUCCAAUUUAUGACAUUCGAACAAAGAUUUA
Messenger RNA from Cucurbita maxima (winter squash), 689 nucleotides. RefSeq lists its product as uncharacterized. Bases 61 to 366 code for a protein of 101 amino acids. The record is from RefSeq and is a predicted model, not a curated record. Lineage: Eukaryota; Viridiplantae; Streptophyta; Magnoliopsida; Cucurbitales; Cucurbitaceae. The transcript has 4 exons.